GCGAAACGUUACCUCUCCAGACAGUCUGGCAGACUCUAGGACCCCGAUGAUGCUGCUGCUGCUUCACCAAGAGGCUGAUGGGUGAAUCCCGAUUCGGAGGAAAGGAGACAUGUCUGAUGCACCUGCAGUGGUUUAAUUCAAUAACAUCCUCGGCAGAGGGACAUGAUUGAUGCGUUAUUGUUCACAAGAAGUGCUUGCUGAGCGCGGUAGAAGCGUGCUGCUCUGCAUAGCUGGUGCCGCACCCGCUCGUCACUGGCUGGACAGCGGAGCGCUGGCCAUGGAGUACAUCCGGACACCCAAGGUGGAAAAUGUCCGUUUAAUUGACCGAGUUUCCACCAGAAAAGCUCCACUAGGAACUUUGUAUCUCACUGCUACUCACAUCAUCUUUGUGGAAAAUGCAUCAGAAGCUCGCAAAGAAACUUGGGUGCUUUACAGCCAGAUAUGCACAAUGGAAAAACAGCCAACAACAGCCACUGGUUGUCCACUUUUGAUUCGCUGCAAGAACUUCCAGGUCAUUCUGUUCAUCAUUCCACAGGAGAAGGAUUGUCAUGAUGUAUACAUUUCUUUGAUCCGUUUAUCUCGGCCAGAGAAAUAUGAAGAGCUAUAUUGCUUUUCCUUUAAUCCAAAAAUAGACAAAGAGCAACGUGAACAAGCUUGGAAUUUUUUAGACCUUAAAGCUGAAUAUAACCGAAUGGGAGUGCCAAAUUCUCUCUGGCAACUUACUACUGUGAACCGAGACUAUGGGGUAUGUGAUACAUACCCAACUGAAAUUUAUGUACCAAAAUCAGCUACGCCUCCCAUUAUUGUAGGAAGUUCAAAGUUCAGAAGCAGGGGGCGUUUUCCAGCACUUUCAUACUAUAACCAAGGCAAUCAUGCAUCCAUCUGUCGAAGUAGUCAGCCUUUGUCUGGCUUUAGUGCGCGCUGUCUGGAAGAUGAGCAGAUGCUUCAGGCCAUUAUGAAAGCCAAUCCUGGUAGUGAAUUUAUGUAUGUGGUGGACACUAGACCUAAGUUAAAUGCAAUGGCUAACAGAGCAGCAGGGAAAGGUUAUGAAAAUGAAGACAACUAUUCGAAUAUAAAGUUUCAAUUUAUUGGCAUAGAAAAUAUUCAUGUUAUGAGGAACAGCUUACAGAAGAUGCUAGAAGUAUGUGAACUCAAGUCUCCUUCAAUGGGGGAUUUUCUGUGGGGCUUGGAGAAUUCUGGCUGGCUGAAGCACAUCAAAGCUAUCUUGGAUGCUGGCAUUUUUAUUGCAAAGGCAGUGGCAGAAGAGGCCAUUAGUGUACUUGUUCACUGCUCUGAUGGAUGGGACAGGACAGCACAGGUCUGUUCUGUAGCAAGCCUCCUGUUGGACCCCUUCUAUCGGACCUUGAAGGGAUUUAUGGUACUUAUUGAAAAAGACUGGGUAUCAUUUGGCCAUAAAUUUACUCACAGGUAUAAUCAUCUAGAUGGUGAUCCCAAAGAAGUGUCUCCGGUUAUUGACCAAUUUAUUGAGUGUGUCUGGCAACUAAUGGAGCAAUUCCCGUGUGCCUUUGAGUACAAUGAGAGAUUCUUGAUCCAUGUCCAUAACCACAUUUACUCCUGUCAAUAUGGAAACUUAAUGUGCAACAGCCAGAAAGAAAGAGAAGAAAUGAGAAUCCGAGAGAGAACACAUUCUCUGUGGGCAUACAUGUGGGAGAAUCGUGUGGAUUACAUGAAUCCUUUAUACAGACCAGACCACAGUCAAACGCAGGGAGUCUUGCGGCCAAUUACAACUCCAUACUACUUCAAGUUCUGGAGGGGAAUGUACAACCGCUUUGAAAAAGGAAUGCACCCAAGACAAUCAGCAGUAGAUUUCCUAAUGGCUAUCCGAGAGGAAACUCAGCAGUUGCAAGAGGAAUUUGAGGCUCAGGAGGAGAAAAUUGCCAAGCUAGAAAAGGUGCAAAUGAAGAAUGGCAAACUGUUACCAAAACCUAAAGGCAGAGUCAAGCACUUUUGCCCCUCCACAUCUGAUAACAGCAUCGCCAACACUCCACAAGACUACGUCAGUGGGAGUGUGUGUACAUUUCCUAAUGAAAGUCCUUUGCAGCAGUUAGACAUGGAAAACUCUCUUCUCAUUCUUACUAAAGAGACUCUGAAGUGCUCAGACCCUGAUCUCUCUGCAAACAGUGAUCAAGAGUCAGGAGUUGCAGACCUGAGCUGCCGCUCGCCCAGCGGUGGAGACUCACUACCUAGUGAGGACAGCGUCAAGGAUCCCGAUUCAGAUGAAGCUACUUAUGUGGCAGCUUGAAUAGAAAUCUUAAUCCCUGCUCCUUGUGCUGGUUGUAAAAAGAACUCGGGAGUGACAUUCCAAAUGGGGUUUGGGAGGGAUAUGUGUGUGCAAUGAAUAUGAAAAAACUACAAUUGAAAGGUGGAAUUGAAGACUUUGACUUAUAUUAUAGCAAUUUUAAUUUAACUUUUAAGAGCCAAUUAUCAUCUUUUAGACCCUACAAAGGUCAAAUUUGAUGAAAUAAUAGGUCUUUUUUGAGAAUUUGUUUUUUUUUAAAUUAUAGGUUUACAAGGGCACACUUAGUCAAAGACUCAUAAUUUACCAGUUUUUGUUAGUGUAAGUGAUACUUCAUCCGAAUUGCUGUAUAAAAUUUAACUAAAUCACAAAGGAAUGUCACAUGUUUACACCAAAUCUCCAUGUUACACUAUAGGUAGAAUUUUGUCGGGUAGGCCCUGUUCUCUCAAACAUGAUCAAAAUGCUCAGUUUCAUUGUUUUAUGGAAUGAAACAGUGCUGUGCUGUAUACAGAAAAUGGAGUAAAGAGUCUGUGACCUCCUUGGUCCCUUUUACACCUGGCUUUACUGUAUGUAAGUUUUGGUGAUCCAGUCAGGAUGAGAGAGUACUUGACCAUACUGUGAAUGCACAGAUGGUGAUCACAUCACUCAGACCUCAUUCAGAGGUGGUCAGAAAGACAGAUUCACCUGUGAAUUUGUAAGCUUGUAAUGUAAAGGAAGAAAAUCACGAAAGGAAAGAUAAGAGCUGUUGGUUUGUGCACAUUUACUACUGCUGGUGUUCUAUACUAUGUAAUGGCCUGAAGAAAUGGUUAGAACAUGAUGGGACCGAAUUGGCUGCAAAACAGUUGUUACGAGAGCAGUGGAAAUACUUCCUGACAACUUAUGAUUCCGUAACUUUUUUUUGUUAAUCAUACUUCUUCAAAAAAAAAACAAAAAAAAAAAACACAGAUUUGUGUCACAUAUGGGAAUUUUUGGGUUCCAAAAAUCAAACAUAAUGUUGCACACAGUGGUUUAACAACAAUGCAGUUGCAAUCAAUAACAUGGUGGCUGGUGUUCAUGAAAAUAAUCGGAAAUGAUAAGAAUGACUGAAUCAGGACACUUCGAACUCCAUAACUAUUAAUCAUAAGAAAAAAAAUGCAAUUAAAAUAUAGAAUAGCCUAAACUCACCAAAAAGACCUGUACUAAUGAAAUUCAGAGAAAUUAUUGACAAUUGCCUGCAUUUAACACUUUUCAUUUGUCAUCAGUCCCUUAAAAAUCACUGCAAGGGUGUCCUACUGUAUUCCAAACACACCUGUCUGUUCACUGAAGUCAGUAACUAUUCAAGCAGAUGUCUUCUCGGAUAACAAAUUAAAUUAAAGCCAUGCCGUGCCUGGCCAUUUUGUUGCAGUUUUAGGGAAAACUGCUAUGGUGUUAGCUUUUGGAACAUUUUGAGAUCCCAAUGUUAUAAUUCACUUAUUCAAAUACUGCUUAUUGUUCUUUCUACCCUUUGGUGGGUUGGCACCCUGCCCAGGAUUGGUUCCUGCCUUGUGCCCUGUGUUGGCUGGGAUUGGCUCCAGCAGACCCCCGUGACCCUGUGUUCGGAUUCAGCGGGUUGGAAAAUGGAUGGAUGGAUGUUCUUUCUACCUUGAUCUGGGGCUGUUAGGAGGCUCUGCACAUCUUUAUUAAUAGGCUCGUGGUCUUCUACAAUGAGAAGAGAUGGCCAUGGAGGACAAGAAGAAGAGGCCUCUUCUGUGGAGCUCACCAUAAUGCUUGAUUCACCUGAUGCACAGCAAUGUUAGCGACUCCGUCAUAGCACUUCAUUCCAUCCUCCCUUGAUGAUUUAAGCAUAGAUGAUAUUAUAGGUUUAGUUUGGCGAAGGCUGGUUGUGUCAAUUGCUUCCUUUGAGCAGUGCUUAGUUGUUUUCUUUUUCUUAUCAUUAUCUGCUUUCUAACUUUUUUCAUUUCAGGUAUUACUGCUCCUACCAAUCUGUUGCCGGCAACAUCAUGUGAAAUGACACAGUAGCUACUCACUGUUUUGUUUAACCUAGAAAUGCCCAAAUAUUUAAUCUGUUUUCAAAAAUUAAAUUUAUAUUCUUGUGGCCAGCUUUUGGGGGUGUCCAUUAUGCCACUGCAUAUGUGGAGGCUGGUUUGAAUUUUGUGUGGGGAAGGUGACAUUGGAUCUCUAUUUUGACAUGAAAUAUAAACAGGAGAUGCAUUUUAAUGUUUGAUAUAAAUAUAAUCUGCCUAAAUUAUAUCCAAUUACAAUAAUGCUAGGUGUAAAUGGACCAUCAGUAUUUAUCUUAAAUGCGAUUAGUUACAUUUGCCCCAUGUGCUUAUAUGGAUGGAAUUCUCCCUUACUUACUUUUAUUGCUUUAUCGUCAGGUGAGUGAAGAUCAAAGUGCGGCAUGAUGCUAACUUUUUAUUUGUAUUUGCAUUGACCAAAAGUCAGGAAUUAAUUUAAGUGCAGUU
Molecule: messenger RNA, 4701 nt
Organism: Erpetoichthys calabaricus (reedfish)
Lineage: Eukaryota; Metazoa; Chordata; Cladistia; Polypteriformes; Polypteridae
Gene: mtmr7b
Product: myotubularin related protein 7b
Exons: 14
Coding region: 170-2263 (697 amino acids)
Biological process (GO): phosphatidylinositol dephosphorylation
Molecular function (GO): phosphatidylinositol phosphate phosphatase activity
Source: RefSeq, a predicted model, not a curated record